Darwinula stevensoni is the source of this 627-nucleotide messenger RNA. Lineage: Eukaryota; Metazoa; Arthropoda; Ostracoda; Podocopida; Darwinulidae. The record is from the annotation of a GenBank genome assembly.
AUGGACAGUGUUGCCCGCGAACGUCGGGCGCUCGAGUUCGACUUGCGUUCGGCUUUGGAAGGUGAAGAACUCGAACUGUUCUAUCAACCCCUUAUGAGCUCUUCCGACUCGGCACCGGUCGGAUUUGAAGCGCUGCUUCGCUGGAACCACCCGAUCAGGGGCAGGCCAAACCGCCUCGAACUUGAAAUUACGGAAAGCCUUCUGAUUGACCGGCCAGACGAGGUUUUGGCAACGCUUCAGCGGCUGAAGGAUCUCGGUGUAUCAAUUGCCAUGGACGAUUUUGGCACUGGCUACUCCAGUUUGUCCUAUCUGCUCAAAUUCCCGUUCGACAAGAUCAAGAUCGACAAAUCGUUCAUCUCGGCAAUAGACACCGACAAGGCAGCUUGCGAUGUGUUGAGAACGAUCGGUUCGCUCGGCAAAUCGCUCAACAUCAGGAUCACUGCAGAGGGCGUCGAAACAGAAGAGCAGGCCGACUUCUUGCGUGCUAUCGCUUGUGAUCAAUUGCAGGGUUACUUCUUUGCAAAACCAUUGCAGGUUUCCGGCAUACCGGCAUUCCUCGCCAAACAGACCGCGAGAAAAAUGCGCGCUUCCGAAAUCCUGGACGACCAGAAAAUGGCCGCUGCCUGA